Messenger RNA from Venturia canescens, 3973 nucleotides. It is a transcript of the gene SMC5, whose product is annotated as structural maintenance of chromosomes 5. Gene Ontology annotation, cellular component: nucleus; Smc5-Smc6 complex. Gene Ontology annotation, biological process: double-strand break repair via homologous recombination. NCBI's taxonomy places the organism in Eukaryota, Metazoa, Arthropoda, Insecta, Hymenoptera, Ichneumonidae. Bases 236 to 3394 code for a protein of 1052 amino acids. The record is from RefSeq and is a predicted model, not a curated record. The transcript has 14 exons. Gene Ontology annotation, molecular function: single-stranded DNA binding; ATP hydrolysis activity; ATP binding.
AUUGCAGAGUUGGCGCUGUCGGCGCUGUCAAAGAACUCGGAUGGCGCUGUGCUUGCUCGUUGAAGCCGUUGAAGGGGCGGGCGAGGAGACCAAACACGUUUUCGCGGGACAACGCAGGAAUCGCAGGACAAAAAAAUAAACAAUCCACAUGAUUCACAUAAAACUCAUUACCUUUCGGUUUCGUAUUUUGUCUUUAGACAAAUUGUUUAAAAGAUUUUAAAAUAAAUGUUAAAAAAUGAAUCGGGAUAAAGAAGCAGGAGAAACAUCGAGUGCAAAAAGUCGAGGCAUGAUAAUGCGGAUUUAUCUCGAAAAUUUUGUCACUUACGAUAAAGUUGUGAUCAUUCCUGGGUCCAAUUUGAACGUUAUAACCGGCCCGAAUGGAACAGGGAAGUCGACAAUCGUGUCUGCUAUCGUUCUUGGACUUGGUGGUAAACCAUCGGUUAUUGGACGAGGAAAUACGCUGAGUCAUUAUGUGAAAAACGGCUGUAAUAAUGCUUUGAUUGAAAUUGAUCUUAAAAACACGGAGACUUCUAAUUAUCGAAUCGUCAGACGUUUCAAUCUCCAAAACGAAAAUGCCUGGACCGUAGAUGGAAAACCCGUUUCGCAAAAAAGUCUCAUGCAUCUUAUGGAAAGUCUCCAUAUUCAAGUUGAUAAUCUCUGCCAGCUGCUACCUCAGGACAAAGUGCAAGAUUUUUCCGGUAUGAAUGCACAGCAACUGCUGGAGAACACGCAGAGAUCGGUUGGUGAUCCAUCGUUGAUCGAAAACCACACCAAACUGAAGGAGUUGAGCAACCUAGUCAAAACAAACUCCGAAAAGACGCAAAACAGAAAAGAGUUUCUGCAGUCAGAGACGAAAAAACUCGAAGGAAUGGCAGAAAUUGUGGGCGCCAUUAAAAGACUGAAAAAAUACAAAGAAAAAAUCACCCGUCUUCGACAGAAAAGAGCUUGGAUGCGUUAUGAUAUCAGUAGAAAACAUCUCUGUGAUGCGAAAGAGGAACGUGACAAAGCUGCGGCUGAGGUUAAAAAAUUGGAUGAAAAAUUGAAACCGAUCGAUGAAGAAAUAAGAAAAUAUGAAGUGCGCAUCAAACAUCUCCAAAAGAAUGUGGAAAGCUACCAAAAUGAGCUUCAAAAGAAAAUUAACGAUGCUGAUAAAACGGUCGACAGACUGCAAGAGAAGGAAGCAGAAAUUACAGAAGAACAGCAGAAACUCAAGCAACACGCUGAAUCGGAAAAGAAUCGCGAUCGCGAGAUCACUGGUUUUGGGCAGCAAAAAAAUAAACUAGAAAACGAUCUGCAAGUUAUCAUCGAAGAAAUGGGAUCCGAAGAAGCAUUGCUAAAGAAUCAAGAUCCAAUAUCGAAGGAACUCGAGAAAAAAAGCGGCAAAAUUAAUGACUUGAUGCAUCGAAAAUUUGCCAUCGAAGCUGACGAGAGAGAGGUCGAUUUCGAAAUAGGACCAAUUGCCGAGCGAAUCAAAGCCGCUUCGGAUGUCGAUUCGAAACGUCUCGAGCUCCUCAAAGCCAGAAAUCACGAUGCCUACGAAGGUCUCAUGUGGUUGCGACAACAUCCGGAGCUUUUCAGAGCUCCGGUCCACGAGCCCAUGUUAUUAAAGAUUCACGUCAAGAACGACAGAUACACGAGACACCUAGAGACCAUAAUAUCGCAACGUGAUCUCGUUGCGUUCGUUUGCGAAGAUAAAUGCGACAUGAACAAACUCAUGAGAUACCUGAGGGAUGAAAAAAAACUCACGAUCAAUGUUAUCUCCGAGUCACCGGACAAAAACGUGGACCGGACUCCCAUUGUACCCAUCGAGCAACUGCGCCCUUUCGGAUUCGAGAAUUAUCUUGUUGAUUUUAUCGAAGCUCCACCAACCAUCAUGAACUAUUUGAUUUCACAAUACAAUAUUCAUAACAUUCCGGUUGGAUCAGCCAUGGUCGAUAAAAACAUCGCACACAUUCCGAAUCAGAUACGAGUUUUCUUCGCUGCUAAUACCUUCUACUCGAUAAACACGUCGAAAUAUUCGGGCGAAAAAUCGACUCGAUCUUCCGCAGUCACUGGCACCGGAAUGCUUUCGAUAAACCAAGACAACAAUAGAAUAACCGCUUUACGGCAAAAGCUUGAAUAUAUGAACGAAAAGAAAAAAAAUCUUCGAAGCAAGUUCAAAUUAAUCGAUGAUGAGAUUGCUCAGCUGAAUAAAGAUCUUGAUUCAUUGCGUUCAGCAAAACGAGAAUCCCAAAAAAACAUUCAAACUAUUCAAAAUCUCAAAGGGCGAAUCACAAUGAUAGAAAAUAAAAUUCGUUAUUUGCAAAAGGAAAUACCGAGCAUGGAGACGGUGAAGGCCGCUACCUCUUCGAAAAUACGGAAAAUAUUGGAAGAUCAGGUGAAGCUGUACGGAAAAUAUACCAGCCAGUUUGCGGACAUUUCGAAAUUCAUAUCGGGCCACGAUGAAUGGAAAUUGGAGCUCGAGUUUUUACGAGAUAUGCACUCAACGAAAAAAUGCGAUUCAGAAGAUUUGAGAACUGAGCGACACAGGGUCGAGCAAGAGUUUAAAAGGCUUGGCGAAGAAAUGACGACAUUGCGAAACGAGACCCAAAAGGCUUACGAUCGCGCGCUCGCCAGUACCGAUGGUUUGUGUCCUUCGGACGCACUCUUCGCGCCUUUUCAAUCAGCAUUCGCAAAACUUCCGUCCACGGUUGUUGACAUCGACGCUGCGAUCACGAAUGCCGAGGCAGAAGUUUACUGUCUCGGAGACGACAACGCUGAAAAUGAACAUGUACUUCGGAAUUAUGAAAAAACUGAAGAAAAUGUUCGUAAUACUACAGAAGAAAUAGAGAAGUUGAAAACGGAAGAAAAUAAGAUUGUGACGGAGAUAGAAAAACUAAGACCUCUUUGGUUAACUGCACUGGAAGCGCUUAUUCACCGAAUAAACAAGAAUUUCAGUGCUUAUUUCGAGCUCAUGGAAUGCUUGGGAGAAGUUUCACUUAAAACGCCUAAAAACCCCCAUGAGUAUGAACAGUAUGGCAUAAGCAUAAUGAUUCGAUUCCGGGAGGACGACGGACUUCAAGAAUUGACGAGACAACGGCAAAGUGGGGGUGAACGAGCUGUUACCACAGCAAUUUACAUGAUUGCACUUCAAGAACUUUCGGCUGUACCUUUCCGCUGCGUUGAUGAAAUCAACCAGGGAAUGGACUCCACUAACGAGCGACGAGUUUUCGACUUGAUCGUAAAAAUCACCGAACAAUCCGGAUGCCAAUAUUUCUUACUUACGCCAAAGUUGCUGUCUGGACUCCAAUACGGUGAGAGUACGACGGUUCAUUGCGUUUUCAAUGGUCCCUAUAUGGCCCCAAGCAGCGUAUUCGAUAUCGCCAGUUACUUGGAGAAACAUACUGUUUCCUGAGCACUUUAUUGUUCUCUAAAAACAUGUGAAGUAGCAACUCGUGCUGAAAUUGUCCGCAAUGAUAAUUCAAGGGAUUCCUUUUGAAUUACCGUUUUGGACGAAUGUUUUUGUAUUUCCGUAAAUUAAGGAUACCCAUUAGUAUAUCGACACAGAAACAAAAAUUGCUAUUUUUUAAAUGAACUACGCUUUAUUCUACUUUAGAAAAAGUAUAAAUACCAUAUGUUCAAUAUUAUAAGUUCAAUUUUCUUAAUUUUAAUUACCAAAGCUUCGUGGGAUUAGUUGAAAUUGAAAGGGAGAUCAUUUUCAGUGCCAAAGAUUUCUUUUAAGCCCGUAAAUAUUACUGGAGCUUCGUUUACAUUUGGUUCUAUUUGUGUUUUUUAUAAUGAUUUAACGAAAAAGCGCUUUCCGAUUGUUCAUUGAUUUUUUUUCAAGCAAAUUUAUGCUAAUGACUAAUCGUUACAGUAAUUUCUUCCCAUAUAAUUUCUUUUUCCCACAAACCAAUAAAAACGUUGCGAAAGAUUGUUGAAACGUUCUGUUUUUCAAAUAAAUCUUCGCAGAUUUUGACUCUUUAGCAAGACC